This is a messenger RNA of Ophidiomyces ophidiicola, 1020 nucleotides long. RefSeq lists its product as uncharacterized. The coding region runs from base 1 to 1020 and encodes 339 amino acids. Gene Ontology annotation, biological process: protein phosphorylation; regulation of mRNA processing; spliceosomal complex assembly. The transcript has 4 exons. Gene Ontology annotation, molecular function: ATP binding; protein kinase activity. The record is from RefSeq and is a predicted model, not a curated record. Lineage: Eukaryota; Fungi; Ascomycota; Eurotiomycetes; Onygenales; Onygenaceae.
AUGAACGCGCCGGCUUUUACAUCACCCUUGGCUAUUCCCCACACUGGAUUCAAGGAGCUUGAUGUUUCGCAGGGCAUUGAGGAGGAGUUGCUCCCGACAUACAAAGCAGAGAAAUAUUUCCCUGCGGAGAUAGGUCAGGUUCUGAAAGAUAGGUAUCAGAUCAUUGGUAAGCUAGGUUAUGGAGGCUCAUCUACCGUCUGGCUUUCUCGUGACUUGGAACUAACCUUCCUUGACUUUUUGAAUAUGGCUUUAAAGUUAUGUGUCAACGAUUCCCAGAAAGCUAAUCAUGAGUUGGGUAUCUACAAGCAUUUGGACUCUAUAUUUCCUCUGGUGAAGCAUAGUGGAAAAAAUUUGUACCGCAAGCUAUAUGAUUCUUUUGAGAUACAGGGCCCAAAUGGUACACAUGUAUGUCUUGUUCAUGAGCCUCUUGGACUGAGCCUCUAUCAGGUUCUUGACAUCCUCCCUACAAGGACUUUGACUUUGGAAAUGUUGAAACCUCCUUUGCGAAAUAUUAUAGUUGCGUUAGACUUUCUACAUCGUGCGAAAGUUGUACACACAGACCUACAAGCGCGGAACAUGCUUCUUGAUAUUGAUGAUAGAACAGUUUUCUCAACCUUUGAAGACGCUGAGAUAGAGGAGCCUGCGCCGAGAAAACUCCUUGGUGAUCGCACCAUAUAUAUGAGCAGAAGAAUCCCACCGACGCCUCGCUUUCCAUCGAUUACUGAUUUCGGCGAAGCUCGAAUUAUGUCAAGCGGGAAGUUGCCAUGGGAAGAUGUGAUGCCAGAUGUCUACAGAGCACCAGAAAUCAUCUUACGGAUGCCAUGGGAUGAGAAAGUUGACAUGUGGAGCAUAGGGUUGGUGUGUUGGGAUCUUGUAACAGGCCGAACUCUAUUCCGUGGUCGAAACUCAGAAAAGCUUCUUGAUGAUGCUAUUCAUCUUGCGGAAAUGAUUGCUAUCAUGGGUCGCCCUCCGAAAGAAUUCUUGAAGCGAAGUGAAAUGUGUCAGAUUUGGUGGGACUAA